UACGAAGAAAUGUGGAUGUUGGUAUUCUGAAUAUCCUUUACGUUGCCGCGCAAAGUUAGGAAAAGAUCUAACCAAUCACAAGUCUCGUAUUCAAAAUGAAAUGUUGUUUGAAAACACUACGCGUCCUGUAGUAAUCAUAAAAGUUGCUAAUUAUGGGAUAUAAGCUUUCUUAACUGAAGUCUUAUCAUGUUGCAGACAAAGUUAUGAACUUCACUCGUCAGUGUACAAAAGUAUAAACUUGAUUACACAGUUGUAUUUGCGUACUAUUUCUUGUGUCGCAGUCACAUAGAUGCUUAAGUUUUCAAAUGUAACGUACACUUUGUUCGAAGUUGUCUAGGUCGUUAUGAUCGUUAUGUUAGUUUGUGGAUAAGGAGAUGUGAGUUCCAUAAUUACCACGUUGUGCGGUUGACAAGUGUUAUGUAAACAAUGGCUGCAACUAUUGGAUAUGUGAACGUAAUCAAAAGAUCAGGGAAGGAAGGAUCACGUUUCCCAGUUACUGAAGAUUGCCUAAUUGGUAGUGGACUUCAUUGUGAAAUUAGAAUUCAUUUAGCUGAUGUUGCUGUAGAGCAUUGUUUAAUUCAGUGCCAGGAAGGGGGAAAGUGCUCACUAAAGAACUUAUGUAAACACAUGCCAACUAAACUAAAUGGUACUGAUGUUACUGAAGUUGCAAUACUGCACCACGGAGACACUAUCAGCGUUUCUGACCGUUUGUUUCGUUGGGAAUAUGAAGAACUACCACAAAUUUCUUCUGUUAUGAAGCAAACUGUGGCACUGCUGCCACGUAACGUGACAGAUGAUAUGGGAUCUUCAAAGCGACUGGUGGCUGUUGUAUCACCACAGAUCAGAGACAGACAGGAAACAUCACACUCUCUUAGGACGUGGGUACUACGUAGGUCAGUAGGGAACAGCUUGUCAAAUCGCACCCGGCAUCCUGCUAAGACGCUGGAAGGAAGGCGGAGUACUUCUGUGGUUAAAUUUGGUCCCCAGGAUUCUGAUCAGUCUGCAGUAUCAGAUGACAAGACUCCGCGCUUAGUAAAUGUCUCCCGUCGUACCAGUGUUACAAGUUCAGUGAAAAAAUCACUGCUAAAAGUAACACCACAUGUAAGAAAAUCUGGUGGUGCCUCUACUGUACAACCAAUUUCUUUUGAAACACCUCACACUGUUACAUCUGUUAUGAGUGACAGUGUUUCUGAUUUGGUGGAAACACCAGUGUCAAAAACAUCACGUGUAAAGAGAUCAAGUAUAUCUUACAGUGUCACCCCUCGAUCGCGAAAAUCAGUGCAAAUGGGAAGACACUCUCACAGUGUGCCAUCGCUAAAAAAGACUCCUAAUGCAGAGGAAACAGUUGCAGUUUCUUCCCCAAGAAGGUCCUACAGGAAGGACCCCUUAGAAGUUUCGUCAAGUGUUAAAUCUGCAAAUGCUACACCAGAUCGGCAGUUUAUUGGAGGGGAGACUCCAGGUGUCUCACAGGUUGAAAUUGGUGCCCAGGAUUCUUAUCAGUCUGCAGUACUGGAUAACAAGACUCCGCAUUCAGUAAAUGUCUCCCGCCGUACUAGUAUUAAAAGUUCAGUUAAAAAAUCGCUGCUGAAAGUAACACCAAAUACACGAAAAUCUGGUGGUGCAGAACCAAUAGCUUGUGAAACACCUCGCACGUUUAACUCGGAUAUGCGUGAUAGUGUUUCAGAUUCAGUUGGAACACCAGUGUCAAAAACAUCACGUGUAAAGAAGUCAAGCAUAUCUUACAGUGUCACCCCUCGCUCGCGAAAAUCAGUGCAAAUUGGAAGACUCUCUCACAGUGUGCCGUCUCUAAAAAAGGAUCCAACUGCAGAGGAAACAGUUGCAGUUUCUUCACCAAGAAAGUCAUAUAGGAAGGAAACCUUAGGAGUUUCCUCAAGUGUUAAAUAUGCAAAUGCUACACCAGAUGGGAAGUUUAUUGGAGGGGAGACUCCAGAUUUCUCACAGGUACAAUCGUUGGGCAAAAGAUCACAAAGGUAUAGCCAAAAAGUUCCUGCUGAAGGUACUUCAGCAAACAUAGUACAGUCUCCAGAUUUAUUCUCGUCAGAUCAGAUGCCCUCCAAUGGAGAAGUGGCACAGCUAAAAGAAUUGCAGAAAUCGUCUGCAUCUGCUAUGGCUGAAAGACCCAAAAGAAAAUCAGCUGGACUGCUGCUCGCGCACAUUCGUGAAAGUCAGGAAUUGUUUUCUCGCAGCCGUAGAAACUCUACUCCUUCAGCAAAUACUGACAAAAUAAACACUAGGUCAGCAAGAGCUUCAAUGAUUGUGCCUAAGAAAAGCAAACUUUCUUUCACGCCCAUAUCGCAAUCAAAAACACCUCGCAAGCUUAAAUCCCUUCGGGCAAUGUCGGCAAAAGCAGCCAAGCGAAGAUUGACUGAUGUAGACCUCUCGGAGAUUGCUGCUAAUAAGCUAAAAGCUAAAUCACCUAAAACUCCAGAUAAGAAGAAAAUGGCAGCUUUGCUUCAGUGUCAUAAGCCUCGAAUGCUCUUUUCAGAAGUUGUGAAGAAAACUCCAGUGAAGAAGAACAUUGUUGCCAAGCUGCCAACAGUGCCAAUAAGUAGACGUAGAAAGGUGCUCAAGAAACCCAAGGUUCAUACUCCAAGAAAGGCUUCUGUGAAAGGAAUAAAUUCCACUGGGCAUGUUGAUUCACCAGAGACAAUAAUAAUCCAUGGCAAACAAAGUAUGGCCUUGAAAAGAUCAAUUCAAAAAAUUAAGGAAGAAAGUGAAUCUCAGAAAAUUACAGCCGCAGCUCCUAUGUUCGAAGACACAAAAGAUGUUGAAACUUCAGUUUCAGCCAAAGAGUCAUCUCGUGAAAUGAACACCAGGAAAAGUGUCAGCUUCUCACCAGCACCACAAGUGGUGGCAUUUGCAGCUUCAAGACGAAUAAGUACUCGUAAAUCUAUGAAAAUUCCUAAUAUCACAGAAGAGAAUUGUGGCAUGCUUUCGCCAAACGAGUCGAAUUUGUUGGAGACAGUGCCUAACCGAAAGACUAGUAUAUUAAAAAAAUCAUCUUCAGUAGAAACACGCACAGAACUAAUGGAAAUUGACAAUAAUUCUUCUGCAGUAACUAAUUUGGAAAGUGUUCGUAAUAGUUCUGUUGUAUCAAGUACUCCUGUCAGAGUUUCAGAAAGGCAGAAAGGUAGAACACCUUCACAGUCACCAAGCACUCCCAAGAUGAAGGUUACAAUGGAAAAAUCUUCAAAGUGUGUGUCAGUAACCAACCAGAGUCCAGAAGCAUUAAACACAAGCAUUGUGUCACAGGCAAGCAGUACGUUUGAUUUUGAUGCUGUCACUACUCCCUGUAUAUCAGUUGAAAAACUAGUUUCACCUUUAAAUACCACCAGUUCAAAAAAACAAAUAAACAGCAAUUCAGCUAAACGUAAUGUGAACAUUUCUGCACAAAAAAUAUUCAAAGAUCUUGUAGCAGAUAAAGUUAUCGACAGCAGUAAAUGGCAUUACCAUGAUACGAAUGCAGCAGCCAGUGCAACUGAUGCCAGCAAUUGGACAGGUUCGGAGUCCUUGGCCAUGUCAUCCAGCAGGAAAAGUGAUCGAAGAUCAGUGUCAUUUCCUGUAAAUCGUUACUCUACAAGGAAAUCACAAGGUAAAAGAAGUUUGGAAGAGGUGUAUGCAUCCUCAAACACAACUGCUUCUGAGCUCAAUCAGCAUGACGUGGCCUCACCGUCCAAAAAAAGAAAAGUAUCAGUUAACACACAAGAAGAGUCAUUUAUUUCUAAAGAUGCAGGUGGCUUUCUUGUAAACAAACUUGAGCAGCUUCCGGGUGUAGCAGUAGCAUCAUCGCCCAAGCUUGACAGAAAUAGUGGAAGGGUUCAUAGACUAUCUCAUCAGCCAGUGAUUGUUGAUUCAAAUGAUAUUGAAGGUGCCAAGAAAGAUUUAAGAUCAUUUAAGAAAUCUUUACCUGAUGAUGCUUUGCUCAGCAAAGGAUAUGUUAAACAGCAGUCUCCAUCUGUUAGACAAAGAAAGUCUACAAUUAAUGAUUUAAGAGAUGUAACAGGUGUCAGAAGACUGUUCGACACUACAAAGAAACAAGGAUCUCCUGCGAAUGAUCUUACUGAUGUGAGAGGUGUAAAACGGCUUUUAAAAACUCCAAAGCAGCAGAAACUGCCAACGAAUGAUUUGACAGAUGUUAGAGGUGUAAAACAGCUGUUGAAAACUCCAAGAACACAGAAAUCACCACGAAAUGACCUUACUGAUGUAAGAGGUGUGAAAAAUCUACUCCGGUCUCCAUUAAAUCGUCAGAAAUCACCACAGAAUGAUCUUACAGAUGUGAGGGGGGUGAAAAAGCUUUUCAGAUCUUCAAAAAAACAAAUAUCUCCAAAAAAUGAUCUAACUGAUGUAAGAGGUGUGAAAAAAUUACUUCGGUCUCCAAGGCAACAGAAAUCUCCACAGAAUGAUCUCACUGAUGUGAGAGGUGUGAAAAAAUUGCUUCAGUCUCCAAGGCGACAGAAAUCUCCACAGAAUGAUCUCACUGAUGUGAGAGGUGUGAAAAAAUUGCUUCAGUCUCCAAGGCGACAGAAAUCUCCACAGAAUGAUCUCACUGAUGUGAGAGGUGUGAAAAAAUUGCUUCAGUCUCCAAGGCGACAGAAAUCUCCACAGAAUGAUCUCACUGAUGUGAGAGGUGUGAAAAGGUUGCUCCAGUCUCCUAGGCGACAGAAAUCUCCAAAGAAUGAUCUCACUGAUGUGAGAGGUUUGAAAAGGUUGCUCCAGUCUCCUAGGCAACAGAAAUCUCCAAAGAAUGAUCUCACUGAUGUGAGAGGUGUGAAAAGGCUGCUCCAGUCUCCUAGGCAACAGAAAUCACCACAGAAUGAUCUCACCGAUGUGAGAGGUGUGAAGAGGUUACUUCAGUCUCCUGGGCAACAGAAAUCUCCGCAAAAUGAUCUAACUGGUGUGGAAGGUGUGAAAAGAUUAGUUGAACCUGAGUCCCAUAAAAAUACUAACCCACCUCGAACUCGUAGGGGUAAAGUGCAAGUUACUGGUGGAGAUACUAUGGUCUCAGAUGAAAAGCAGCAGAAAUCUGAAACAACAAAAAACUUGGAGCAGAGAGACUUACUGAUUAUGUCUACUGCUGGGCACACAUCACCUAAUGUUAAGAAUUUACCUCAGACACGCAGGACUAGAAAACAAGCUGUCGCUAAGGAAAUGGUUAAUAGUAAUGUUCAGGCUUCAACUGAGAGUACAUCAUCACCUAGGACCCUUAGGGGAAAGAAGGUUACAGUUUCAAAGUCAAGUGAAGAGGUGAAAUCUCAAUCUGUUGUGGAAACUGACAUUUCCGUACAAGUAUGUGAACAAAAUGACUUGUUUGUUCAUCCCACCAAGCUUGCUUCAUUAGACGCUGCCUCUUCACCUAGAACUCGCAGGGGCAGAAAACAAAUUGUUAAUAAUAAAAAAGUUGAGGUGGAAUUAGAGCAAUUUCGUGAUGUGUUGCAGAAGGAUGAAGAGGAUGUUUUAAUUAAAACUAGUCAGCUUGUUUCAACUGUCGCUGUUUCUCCACUUAAAACUCGAAGGGGUAAAAAAUAUAUUGAAAAAAGUAAAGAGCAGGAUGAAGAUCUGAAGUCAGUUUCUCAUAGCACCAAACUUAAACCUGAAGUAGAAACCCACAAAUUGACACAAAAUCAACAAGAAAUGCAGUGUGUUAAUGACGAUGAAACUGCUUCACUAAAAAUACGAGGUGGUAACAGAGAUGUUUCCAAGCAGCAGAGGAACAAAGCUGUAACUACACUGAGUGGUAAUAACAGCACAGAGUCAAGAGAGAGUGACACUUUGUCACCCAAGCCUCGACAGAAAAGAGUAAUUUUUGCAGAUGUAUUACAUGCAUCUUCACCAAGUAACAGUCCUUCACCGAGGACACGCAGAGCUAAAAAGCAGGUAGUUAAUGAGGAAUCUGAUAAAAAAGGUGGUUUAAAAGCUGGCGACCAGUUGUCAGAUGAGUGUGACAAACCAGUGGGUAAGCGUCACCAGAGAAAAUUAGUGAAUGCAGAUAGUGUGGAAUGCAGCCCCUCGGCUAUUUCUGGCCAGGCCAAAACUCGAAAGGGAAGAAAAUUUCAUACUGCUACUGUGACUGAGGAGUUGAAAUUACCUUUCAAAACUCCAAGCCCCCGUAAUUAUAAAACAGAUGGCACAACAGCUAUAGCAGAAUCUGAACAAAGUAAAGUAAGUGACAGUGUAUUCAUCGAAUCUAAUACCAUCAGCCCACUGAAACCAAGGAGAGGUAGGAAAGCUGGAACCGUAACAGUUUCUUCCACUGCGCAUAUGAGAGAGAGAUCAGAAAUAAAUAGCAGUCUUGAUAAAAACAUUGCAACAUCUGUUGCUCACACAUUAGACACAGGUCUUGCUGACAACAGCACGUGCGAGGUACCUGUCGUGGCUUCCUCAAAGAGAACAUUACGUGGAAAAAACGAAAAUGUUACUCAGGUUGCUACUGUACCUUCCUCAGAUACAAGUGAAACUGAAGAGAGGAAGAGUGUAAAAAGUACAAGAGCAGGUAGAAAACGUGCAGUUAAUCUAGAGAAUGGUUCUUCAGCUGUAAGUAUACAAAUAGGUUCUAGCAAAGAUACAGCUGUUAUUGACAGUCCUCCACCUAAGAGGUCGCGGAGGGUCAGAAUUCGUGGUGACAUGGAAGAAGGGAAGCCAUCUUCUCGUUCAGAGUUGAUUGAGCUAAACAGUACACAGACAGAAACAGGAUCCACAGAAGACAGCAUUGAAAAGAGGUUACAUGGUGUUACUCACAAAACAAGGCAGACAACAGUCUCUGAUGCAACCAAAAUUGUUGAUCAACCAGAUGAAGCUAGUGAAGAGAGAACUUCAAGCAGGAGACGCGGGGUGAGGCAGCCCAAGAAAGAGACAAAUAAAAAUGAACUUGGAAAUGGGCAAAGUACAGUUGAAGCAGAGCAGAGAAGUACACGGAGUAAAAGGAAUCAUGUUCAGGAGACUGGUGAAAGAUCUCCAAGAAAGAAGAAAAACACACAAUCUGAUAGAUUAUUGGAUGUCUCUUCAGAACCCAGAGUUGUCUCACCUAGAGCAACAAGGCAACGUAGAAAUCGUCGCACGUGAAUUUUUGGCCUUCUGUUCCAGUACAAAUAUACAUGAGUGACCUAACCUCUACGGUGUUUUUUUUUUUUUUUUAAAUUGUCAAUUCAGAUUAUAUUUUAAAUAUGACAAUAGGUUUAUUUCUGUGUGACAGAUGUAGUUAUAUUACAAACUGUACAUAUAUUAGUAGGUUGUAGCUAGUAUUGUGGAAUUAUUGUUUUAAUAAUAAGACCUAGACCAUUUGGUAUUAUUUUUACUUCCUGUGGAUUAUUGUACUCUUGUAAUGACAGUCGUGUGUAAUUAACCCUCAAUAGUCAUCCAUUUUAAGUAUUAGUCGAGGCUAAAUACCUCUAGCGUACUUCAGCUGAUUUUAAAUUUUAUUUGAAAAGUUAUUUGAUUUGAAUAUAAUUUUAAGUGUUAAUGCCCUCACCCAAAACAUAUAUUUCUUUAGCGUGUUAAAGUUUGAACUGAACGGAGACUACAUGGUCUGAAUGUAUGCAAGCUAGAGAGAAGAUACCCACCAAUACAGCUAAUAUUUUGUCAUGGAAUAUAGCCUUUACCAAACUAAAUGUUGUAUAGUAGUUCUUCAAUUGUAAUAAGUUUUUUAAUAUUACUUUAAUGUAUAAUAACCAGAGGUGAUUCAGAGAAUUGUAAUAUUUUAAAGUGAAAUAAGAACUUCCAUUUUCACUUAUUUUUAAAAAAACACUAGCUGUUUCUUCUUCUUAAUCGUAUUCUCUUAUUGUUAAUAGGUCAUGUCUUGAAGAUCUAAUUUGUAAUGACUGUAAUCAUGUGUAAACCAAUUGUUAUUAACUUUUAUUUCCUCCGGUUCGAAAUUUUUCUGUUUAGAAUUGUGUGUUAACUUUGGUACUUUCAGAGGCAGAUAUUUUAACUAUUACAGUUGGUAUAUGCUAUGCUGUGUGUCCAGCUCCUAUUCCCAUGUUUCUGUUUCAUCUACCUGCACUGGUUCAUUAUUAUACAUAACAAAUAUUUAAGCCAAAUUUGGCUUCUUGGAAGAGGUUUUGCCAUUCUUGGGAAAUGUAAACUCUUCAGUCAACCAGAGAUACUAGAUUUCUUUUAUCAGCAGAUCAUCACUUAUAAAGGGAACAUAUUGAUUGAGCAGAGUAUUGCAUACCAUUUUCAUAUUACAUGCAGUGUUUUUAAAAAUGUGGAUGGGUGAGAUCCUUGCACACCACAUCACACAAUUUAAAACUGUACUUCAUUGAAGUAUGUACUUAAGUUUGAUGUUGGGUAUAUCACACAGUCUUGUAUGGCGCAAUGUCUUUUUAUAUAACAUUAUAAUGUAUUGGUUGUGUAUCUCCGGCAUAAAUCGGUGUUAAUGAAUUAAUAAUGCACUACUUACAAGAAUUUAAAAGUAGUUAUAUGUUUUCAUAUAGCAUUGUUAAAUUUAAAAAUCCAAAAGGGUGUAAAUAUUGUAGGUAUUUAUUGCCACAGUGAGACACUAGUUUCACUAUCAUUUUAAAGUAAAGUGCAGACGUUUUGUGUUUAUGUGGAAAUAGGUGCAAGGAAUUUUAUGAGAAAAUUUUAAACACAAUAACUUGGUUGCUUGCACAGUUAUAUACAUAAAGGGAUCGGAGAGAUAGUCUUAAGCCACAUGUAACUAGUUUUGAUAUACAGCAACAGUCCAUGUUCCGUGGACAGCUAUAAAUGUUCAGUACAAAAUAGAAAUCUUCUUGGUUUUGUACAUAAGUCUAUUACCUCGCCAGGUGUGUAGUAAAAUACUAGACUCUUCAUGCAUUGUAAUUAUAUUGAAUCAUUUUACUUAAGAUGUAGUCAGUAGUGGCUUAUUACUUCAUCUCCCAGAAAAGAAUGUAAAAUGCAAAAUAUGAAUUUGUAAGGCAUUAUUUUGAACUACACAAAAACGGUGACCAGUGUGUAUAAUUUUUACAUAUUUAUAUAUGUGCAAAGGUCAUUCAGAUUAAUAAAUUAUUUUAGUGACUUAGCUACAUCAAGAUAGUUCAUCUAACUCAUAAUUGUUCACAUUAUUUCCAAUAGAUGACUGAAAGAAGUGUUACUUUGCUGCAGAUAUGUACGCCAUGAGAGAUAGUACACCAUUUUUUUCCUGCAUAAUCAGAAGUGGCUUUCUAUAUUUUACUGGCUGCUGAAAUGGAUAUGGUUCAGCAAGCCUUCAUUUCUUUUCCUCAUAAUAUGGAUAUCCACUGAUGCAAGGGCUCCUUUGUCAGAAUAGCAGUGCUCCACACUUUGGUUGAAUAGCUUCACUGAAAUGAAUGAGAUCUACGAAUGUGAGUAAGGUGUGUUUAGAGAUUGCCUUAAGAUUAUCCAGCAUCCAGAUGUCUUAGAUUUGGCACUUUAGUCAGAAUGAAAUUUUUUAUUGUAUUUUACUAAAACUUCAUUGCAGGCACAAUCACAAUUGCAAAGGAGCCUGUGUGACCUGCCACAGGACAGUUAUGCUGGGCAAAUUUAAAUCUUUUGGUAACAAGAGAGACUUCCAAAGCACUAAAGGCAAAUUCUUUCUCUAUUCCUUGCUGUUACCUGAUUAUGUGGAAAUGUUUUGUUAAAGGAUUAGUUAACUUCAAAUAUUUUAUCAAGCAGCAACGAACUUCAUCUGAACCCCUUCAUCUUUCUCACUCCAUAGAAAUACAUAUCCCUUUCUGAUCCACAGUUGUGGAUACUGCAAUCUCUCCAUACUUUAAUCUUGUCAAAUGCUAGACCAACUGUUUGGAUGUGGGGAACAUUUAUUGUUUAACUUUAAAACCCACCAUAAUUUACACAUUACAUUCUUCAAUCUUCUUGCCUGUUCUGUAACCCAAGAACCCUUGAGAAAGCUUCCUUGCAAAUCGUGCCUUUCAUUCCAUGUAUCUUAAUGUUAUUUGAAAAUGUAAGAACUGUAGAUUACACUUUGUGGGUAAUCCUUUUUGGAAUAGCUAUGAAAGAAAGAUAAACUUCCACAUUUGAUACCAUAUUUAUGCAACUUGUCAGGUAAGUAUUCUGGGCAUUAAAAUUUUCUGUAUCCAAAGAAGAAUAAAAAAUGUCCUUCUUUCCCAUGUAGUUUUAUGUAGCACUUGGUCCAGCAGGUACAUGAAUUUCCGAAAGAGGUUCCAUGGACAGUCUUAGUUUGAAAAUCCACACCACUGACCAAUUUGAGAUUUGACUGCCCCCCCCCC
Molecule: messenger RNA, 10199 nt
Organism: Schistocerca gregaria
Lineage: Eukaryota; Metazoa; Arthropoda; Insecta; Orthoptera; Acrididae
Product: proliferation marker protein Ki-67-like
Exons: 10
Coding region: 427-7080 (2217 amino acids)
Biological process (GO): regulation of mitotic nuclear division; regulation of chromosome segregation
Cellular component (GO): chromosome; nucleus
Molecular function (GO): protein binding
Source: RefSeq, a predicted model, not a curated record